Molecule: messenger RNA, 1244 nt
Organism: Cadophora gregata
Lineage: Eukaryota; Fungi; Ascomycota; Leotiomycetes; Helotiales; Ploettnerulaceae
Exons: 5
Coding region: 364-1137 (257 amino acids)
Biological process (GO): fatty acid elongation
Molecular function (GO): oxidoreductase activity, acting on the CH-OH group of donors, NAD or NADP as acceptor
Source: RefSeq, a predicted model, not a curated record
CGAAGAUUAAGUUUGGCUUUGUUGCACGUCGCAUGUCGUGCGGUCCGUAACGAUCCCAACGGCCCGUAACGAUUCUUACGGUCCGCAACGAUUUGACGAUUUGACGGUUCGUCACAAAAUUGACUGUUUCAGCAAACCUUGAUAAUUCACAAUUUUGACGAAUUUCAUGCUUCGACCAUUUCGCGUCCUCGGUACUGUUGGGCACUUGAAGAACCCGUCGUCAUCCUUCUAUGUUGGCAUUUUACCUCGUGUUUUUAUCUUCAGCUGUUGACUUCUUUCCCAAUUCGGAACGUUUCCCUACCGUUGCCAACCACCUUAUAUUCAGAACCUACCCUGUCGUUUCCAAUUAAGGAAGUCAGUACAAUGCAACUAAAUCUGAAAGGCAAGGUCGUCCUGGUCACAGGAGGCACGAAAGGCAUUGGCCGAGCCAUCGUGGAAGGCUUCCUCGCCGAAGGAGCCUUCGUCCAUUUCUGCUCGCGCACCAAUGCAGAUGUCGAGGACGCCGCCAAAGAGCUCGCGACCCUCGCAUUACAAUCCUCUGGCACUAUAUCAGGAGCCACAGUAGACAUCACUCAAGCAACUCAAGUCAAAGACUGGGUAAUGCAAGUGUCGGCCUCAGAGGGGCAAAUCGACGCAGUCGUUUCCAACGUAUCCAGUCUCUCCGUGUCGAACACGCCUGAAGAUUGGAAUACAGCCUACAACACCGAUAUGCUCGGCACAGUCUCGCUCAUUGACGCCUGUCUUCCAUACCUGGAAAAGACCAAAGGAAGCAUCAUCACUAUCUCAUCCGUGUCCGGCCGAGAUGUCGAUUUCACUGCUCCAUCGCCCUAUGGCGCAUUCAAGGCUGCUUUGAUUCACUACACAGCUCAGUUGGCUCACACGCUUGCAUCCAAGGGAAUCAGAGCUAAUACUGUAAGUCCGGGGAAUAUCUAUAUCGAAGAUGGAGUUUGGGGUGAUAUUGAGGAAGGUGAUCCGGAGCUGUUUAAGAAUCAGCUGGCGAAGAAUCCUAUGGGCAGGAUGGGGAAGGCAAGUGAAGUCGCAGAUGUUGUUGUGUUUCUGACAAGUGAGCGCGCCAGUUUUGUGAGUGGAACGAAUGUGGUUGUGGAUGGAAGCCUGUGCACUGGAGUACAGUUUUAAUUCAUUACUUUGAAUCUUGAUACGUACUUGUCACAAUUUAUUCGUCUCAUUUCACUUCACGAAAUAUUCAUUUUUUGGCCUUAAUUGAUUAGUCAGGUCGCUCUUUC